AUGGGAUUGCCCCUCAGGAUGAACGACAUACACGUUCCGACAGUGCCGUCAGGCCCGGCUAGUAACUCGACGACGGCCAACGGUCGUUCCGGCCGUCUCACCUUCUCAGAGCUCCAGAAAAAGAAGGAUGGCGUGGAGGCUGAACUAAAAGCUCUCGGCGCAGUCCUUGACUCUCAUGGAGCCGACAUGAAUACCCCCCUCACAACUCGAGAUGGCUUCCCGAGAUCAGACAUCGAUGUUGCUCAAGUACGUACCACGAGAGCUCGUAUCAUUCACCUGCGGAACGAUUACAAAGAUCUUAUGAUCAUGAUUGAGAAGCAUCUUCAUGAGCACUUUGCUUGCUCACAAGAGGACGAUGGGUCUGAAGCCCAGCCUGCGGGAAGUGCUGGUUUUCUGACGAAUCACUCUACGCCUCAACCGCUUGAAGAGCCCUUCGCUAUGGUCAACAGCGUUGUAUCGGGAAGUCCAGCUGAGGCAGCAGGUCUGAAGCCAGCCGAUGAAAUCCGCAAUUUUGGAUAUGUUAACCGCUCAAACCAUGAUAAUCUAAAGAAGGUAGCUGAGUGUGUUCAAGGGAAUGAAGAGCAACCGAUAUCGGUCAGAGUAUCGCGGCCUAGUUCCGGCGCGCGUCAGGAACUGCAGCUCACAUUAACGCCAAGGCGCAACUGGGGUGGCAGAGGUCUCUUGGGUUGUCAUAUCCUGCCUCUCCAAUGA
Colletotrichum graminicola M1.001 is the source of this 711-nucleotide messenger RNA. RefSeq names its product 26S proteasome non-ATPase regulatory subunit 9. The record is from RefSeq and is a predicted model, not a curated record. NCBI's taxonomy places the organism in Eukaryota, Fungi, Ascomycota, Sordariomycetes, Glomerellales, Glomerellaceae. Gene Ontology annotation, molecular function: protein binding. Gene Ontology annotation, cellular component: nucleus; cytoplasm. The transcript is spliced from 4 exons. The coding region runs from base 1 to 711 and encodes 236 amino acids. Gene Ontology annotation, biological process: proteasome regulatory particle assembly.